Messenger RNA from Zootermopsis nevadensis, 1782 nucleotides. The record is from RefSeq and is a predicted model, not a curated record. Lineage: Eukaryota; Metazoa; Arthropoda; Insecta; Blattodea; Termopsidae.
AGAUAACCACGCCACACGCUAUGAUAGAGGCAACUGCUGGCAGGGCCUUGAUAUAGAAGGGCUCAACAGGAGUGACGUGACAGAAGUUGUUUUGAGAGCAGUUGUGUUAGAUUUCUUCAGCGUGACUGAAGUGAUAUUCUGCAACAUUAUAAUUCAAUCAGGGUACAUAAUAAAAUAUGGAGCGAUGGUCAGGCCGAGUUGCCGUGGUGACAGGAGCAAGCAGUGGCAUUGGAGCAGCCAUUGCAGAGGAACUCGUAAAAAAGGGGCUCAAAGUCGUCGGACUGGCCAGAAGACAAGAGCGAAUUCAGGAACUGUCCAAAUCUCUUAAGUCGGCGAAAGGCAAAUUGUACGCGGUUAAAUGUGACGUCAGCAAGGAAUCUGAUGUUCAGGGCGCCUUUAAGUGGGUCAAGGACAACCUCGGAGGCGUGGACAUCCUCGUAAAUAACGCUGCUGCAGGCUACGAUACUUCCCUCAUAAAUGGAUCAACAGAAGAAAUGAAGAAAAUGUUGGACCUGAACGUUCUGGGUCUCAGUGUGUGCACCAAAGAAGCUCUCCAGUCCAUGAAGGAGAGGGGAGUGGACGACGGGCACAUCAUCCACAUUAACAGUGUUCUUGGUCACGAACCUCCGAAAGAAUGGUACGUCAUGCACUCUUCAACAAAGCACACCGUCACAAUACUGGCUGAGGGACUUCGUCGUGAACUUGUUAAGCAGAACUCAAAAAUAAGGGUCACUAGUCUGAGUCCUGGGCUCGUGAAGACAGAAAUGCCUUCCGAAGAACUUCUGGGCUCCUGCCCUUGCUUGAACCCCGAAGACAUCGCUGACGGAGUUUUGUAUGUUUUGGGUACUCCACCUCAUGUUCAGGUACACGAACUGACUAUAUUACCACAAAAGAGGGGUCAUACGACACACCAGAGCCGUUUAAGAGGAUGUCCACUUGAAACUGCUAAGACAACAAUGGAGCGUUGGGCAGGUCGUGUUGCCGUGGUGACAGGAGCCAGUUCUGGGAUAGGAGCGGCCAUCGCCCAGGAACUCGUCAAGAAAGGGCUCAAAGUGGUCGGACUUGCGCGCAGAGUGGAGAGGGUUGAGGAACUAGCAUCAUCCCUUAAAUCCGAAGCAGGAAAACUGUACCCGAUUAAAUGUGACAUUACUAAGGAAAGUGAACUGAAGGCUGCGUUCGACUGGGUGAACACGAACCUCCAGGGAGUGGACAUCCUAAUCAACAAUGCAGCAAUGGCUCCUGAAACGAAUCUGAUUGAUGGGCCACAAGAAGCUUGGAGAGGUAUAAUGGAACUUAACGUUCUGGCUCUCAGUGUGUGCACUAAGUUGGCCAUCCAGUCCAUGAAAGAGCGAGGUGUGGACGACGGGCACAUCAUACAUAUCAACAGUAUCCUCGGCCACUAUCUUAUCGACGCGUUUUCCGUGUAUUCUGCGUCAAAGCACGCCGUCACGGCGCUGACUGAGGGGCUUCGUCGUGAACUGGUGAAGCAGAACUCAAAAAUAAGGGUCACUAGUGUGAGCCCUGGUUUAGUUAAUACGGAGAUGCCACCUAAGGAAUUUAUGGACAAACAUGCUUACCUGGAAGCUAAGGAUAUUGCAGACGGGGUGCUGUAUGUACUUGGAACACCUUCACAUGUCCAGAUCCAUGAACUGAUGAUAAGACCAGUUGGUGAAAUCAUCUAAUGAGUUUCGUCCUGAAGUGUAUUACGUUUAAAGGAAAAAUCUGUUAUAAUGUAUUUUGAAUAUCAUACAUCACUUUAUUGUAAAUAUAAUUGUAAACGUA